UCAGUCCCGUCGCGCGCGGCAAGAUGGCGGCUUCCGACCCGUUCCAAACGUUCUCUCACAACGAGGACAAAGAACUAAUAGAGCUCGUGAAAAAAAACCAAAUGCUGUACAACACGGAGCUGGCGGAUUACAAAGACGGAGCGCUGAAGGACCAUGUGUGGGGGGAAAUCGCAGCUGCAAUGAAAAAAUCGAGUACCGACUGCAAAAAGCGUUGGAAGUACUUAAGAGACUCCUACAACAGAUGCAAAAGGACCAACAAGAAAAGAACUGGUUCCGCCUCUUUCAAAACCACAAAAUGGUGCUUCUUCAACGUACUAAGGUUCCUGGAUGCUCAUUCAGAGCAAGAAAGUGAAGUAAAAAUCAAAACUGAUAAUAGCAACGAUGAAGACAGCCAGCCCUAUGAUGAAACGAAUUUCGAAUUCUGUCCAGUCGAUGACGGCGACACUAAGGAAGAAAAAUAUGAAAAGGCUUACAUUAUAGAUACAGAUGUAGAAGUUGGUAUAUUAGAAAGAAAAAAAAGGAAUUGUGAACAAGAUUCUAGCUACCAAAAUACGGAGGUUCCAGCUAAAACGAAAAAGAGGGACGACGAAAUCGAUUCGUUUUGUACCUACAUAGGCGCCAUUUUGAAGAAAAUUAAUCCAGCUUUGCGUGUGGAAGCUAAAAGUAAGAUUUUCAAUCUGAUGUCGGAGUACGAAAUGAAAGAUAUGAAUCUCUGAUUAGAUUAAUAAAUUUUAGGAGUUUUGAGACUAAAUUGCUUGAAGCUAAUUUUAAUGUUUAGUUAAGUUUUGAUCUCUGUCGCCAUAUGAA
Molecule: messenger RNA, 807 nt
Organism: Ostrinia nubilalis (European corn borer)
Lineage: Eukaryota; Metazoa; Arthropoda; Insecta; Lepidoptera; Crambidae
Exons: 2
Coding region: 24-716 (230 amino acids)
Molecular function (GO): DNA binding
Source: RefSeq, a predicted model, not a curated record